This is a messenger RNA of Petromyzon marinus (sea lamprey), 17555 nucleotides long. Lineage: Eukaryota; Metazoa; Chordata; Hyperoartia; Petromyzontiformes; Petromyzontidae. The record is from RefSeq and is a predicted model, not a curated record.
AACGCCGCGACGUGCAUGCAGACUGUGCUUGCACGCACGCAUGCGAAUGCCUGCACGGAUGAUCUACCAAACGUGUUGAAGUGCUUCUGCGUGCAAAUUCCAGGCAGGCGGUGCCAACGUUUACGUAAACUAAUGUUGCGAGCGGAGCUCACCUGACGAUCAAGGUUCUUUGAAUGGAAAAGUCCCGUGGCUCUUGCGAUGAACCGUUGAGCUGUUCGAAAAGCUCUUGGUAGGGCAUUUAUGCUUCUAUCUUCAGCGUAACUUAUUGGGACUUUGUAGAUUGCUCGAGCAUGAUGCAGGUACAUGAGAAAAAGGGGGUUCAAUUUGAAAUGAAAACAUGGAUAUGGUGAUACCAAAGUUUCUGGCAGCACAUCGUUCGGCUUAUUUUGGAUAGAUGUUGAGAUGCCAUUACUGGUUUUGCGCAUAUUCUGCAGAAUGUAUUUAUUUGAAUGGCGAAUGAUUCGUGUAUUAUUUGGAUUCAGUAUGAAUUUUUCACAACUGCCGUAUGGAAUUGAAAAUCCUGCCGUCGUUCAAUUUGGUGCCCGUCUCCUCUACCCUUGGCCAAAGCACAUAGAUUUUAGUAGUGGACGACCUUCUCAACCCUGAUCUGAUCUCUCGCUCUCCAGGGAUGUUUCCUGCCACAGCAGUUUGUGCUGAAAAAGCAAAGCAGAAGCUCUUAAGUUUUUUUUUUUGUAAUCUCGUGAAGCCACUGUUAAUAACUUCAGUUGAAUUGCUAGCACAUGUCAACGAGCAAUUGGUAUUGUUAUUGCAAAUUGUUCCUGCCAGUGCCAGCCGGAUUUUGUUCAGGUCUCCUCUGGCACAAAACACAACUGAAUAUAAUUGCCUAUUGUUAGACCAUUUGAAUAAAUCGAAUGUAGUUUGGGGCACAUACAGGAAAUUCUGUGAAACUGUACUACAUUUUGGAAGCAAAUUCUGUGGAUUGAUUAGAUGAAUUCCCCCCCCCCCCCUUUCCAAACAGUGACUACUUGUCUUAGGUCACAAUUUGAUAAAAAAAAGAAUAAGUUUUUGUCUAGGGUUUACAUCCUGUUUGUCUUUGUCUCAUUUGGUCUGCCUUUUUCGUUACACUCGAAGCAAGGUAUAUUAGGUUAUCAUAUUCAAAAAUGUUAUUUAAGAAUCGAUUUGUGUUUUGGUAUACGAUUCGAUUAUUCCAUGUCUUGUUUCACCAUGUCAUUGUUUCGUUUUACGCCCUCUAUUAGCCCUAAUGUAAUAGCAUAUAAUUUGCACACAUUUUAACAAUCGAUACACCAUUACACCCCAAGUGUUUCACCAAUAGAUGCACAAACUCCUGAAAUACAACCUAGAAAGUGGGGCAGUGGUGCACUGGUUAGCAGUGGUGCAGUGGUUAGCACAAUGCACUUUUACCCUGGCGACCAGAGUUUGAUGAUUCCUGGCCACUGCUAAUGUAAGUGGUGAGUGAUAUCUGAAAUGGUGCCCCGUUCGGUAUAUAGACAUCUGUCUAGCCGGGGCUUCAAUUCAGAAGACCAGCUUGUGAGACCUGUGUGGUAAGACUAAUUUGAUGAGGACUUUCUUGACUCUGCCAAUAAAAUAUCUUGGAGGUUUCUUCAGUGCUCAUAAAAUCAUCCAUCAAGCUGCUGCCCACAACACAUCCUGUUCGCUGGAUAUUUACAAGUUGCACAAGCUGCGCUAACCAGAUAGAGCCAAAUGACGCAUGCCUGCAUCUUAUAUCUGUUUGGACCGCAUAAAGAAACUGCACAAUUUACCAUUGAAACUUGCAAACAUACAGGGGUGACGUAAAUUUAUACCCGACUGCUUUUAACGAUUCUUGUAAACAACCUCUCAGUGAGUUGUUGUGGAACAUUUUGGGCGAAGAGUAAAGUAAAACGCACCCCAAAUCUGAGCCCGGUGUCAAUAAAGUUUACACAACUACCGUAUGGUCACACACACAUGCAUAUCAAAAUAAUUAUAAGGCCAGACCCCCAAACUUUUUUCUUGAAUUAGAGGGAAUAAGUGGGCGUAUUUUAAAUUGGAGAUUACGGCAUGAGCAAAACUCUAUCCAACGCCCUCCGCAUAUACAGUAAAUAGUCUUUUAUACUGCCGGAUAAUAUUGAUCUGGAAAACCAACAAACCCAUGGGCUAGACUUUUGUUUUUAUUACAUGUGGAUACAGGAAAUUAAGAAUUGUGCUUAUCUAUUAUAUACCUUGUGGAAUGUGUCCUUGAGUGAAUGAUCUUCUCCUGGCUGAACACAGAAAUCUGUUUAGUGUUACCUUACUAAUUGCUUUACUUGGUGUGCGACGAUGCACAAGUUCUACGAUUCUUACGCUCACAAUACAAUCUUGUGUGUGAGAAACGUUAACGAUUCAUGCAAGUUAUUUGUGAAUUAUAUGCCGAGGGUUGAACGUAUUAGCCAUCUUGGAUUGGCUAACGUCGUCAUAAUAACCAAUGAGAUAUUUGCAGAACGUACCAGAGAAGGCUGUAAGGUUGCAGUGAAGAUAAUGAGCAGAAUCAAAGUCGUAUGGUGGUAUGUAUGCUAAAAUUUAUUUUUAGGAUGGACACUACCUGGAAAGUUGUAAUGUAAUAUGUACUGUAUAGCUAAGGCAAAUGUUGAAGGCAGAAUAGGAUCAUAUACAUAAAAUUUAUGUAUGUUGAACUUCUUCUGCACGUACGUAGCCAACCGUGAUAAUCAAAGGUGCAAUUAGCACCUCCGAUUGAGGCAAAUGAGAGCAAUAUCGGGUUGCUUUGGAGAACUAAACCUGAACAUGAAAAGCAACAUAAUGUGCUUGAAUAAGAAAGUGUUAAUUUGGUGCAUAGUUCCCAUUGUGACUCGUAGAAAAUAAAAACCCAAUGCUUUUGACAACAUGCAAAAAAAGCAGAAAAAUAAGCUUAGCAGAUGAAUGCUUUGCAUUGUACUGAGAAACAGGAACAUGUUUCUCGGGAAACGGAUCACAAAUCAGAGACAUCGUUUUUGACUGUUGAGGAAAUUCAGUGGGCUUGGACAGGGCACAUCACUAGAUGGACAAAACUUGUGAUGGAAUGGCAGUCGGAGGAAAGAAAAUGUUUGAGAGGAUGGCCAUUGCGGAGCUGGAGAGGAGGUCGAUUUAUGUGGAGAGCUGAGAUGCAUUGUGACAUUGCAGGACCAUGAUGAAUGGCAACAGCCUGGGGAGGUCUUCAUAUAGCAGUGGAAAAAAAUUGCUGAUUAUAAUAUGCUGAUUUAGGCUGAGAGCACACACCUGGUGCAUUGCUUCACGCUAAUAAGUUCAUGGGUUCAAUUCCCCUGUUCUGUAUGGAGUUUCUCCGGAUUCUCCAGUUUCCUUCCAUAGCUAAAAACACAAUGUGACUGAUGUUGGCCAAACAUUCCAAUCCUGAAAAACUUCCGGCAAAGUUACUCAAUUAGAAUUAUAUGAAGCGAUAUUGCCCCCCUACUGUGAAACCUUGGCAGGACCCUGUUGAAAAAUAGUUGAGACUCACUGAGGCUUUUUUGGGAAAACAAGCACAAUAAGAAUAAAUAAUACAUGGGGGCAAGAAACAUUAAAAUCGAUAACUACAUACUUUUUUUAUUCGAAGUGUGACUGAAUCUUGACAAUUUAUUGACUAUCUAAUUAGGGGAAGGGGCGAGGAGUUAAUUCCCAAUAUUUACAGUACUGAAUAUUUUAAUCAUAUCCUUUAGCUGUGUAUACACAUUUGCUAAAAUGAUACAAGAACAUUUUCCCCAAUGAGAACGAUGGGCGUUGCUAUGGAGCUAAACGGAUUAGCUGACGAUUAACAUUCUUUGCCAUUUAAAACAUGUGUGCGUGGCUCAGAUUUGCUUCAGUGUUUUCGUCCAACACUUGUGUAUUGUUCUAGUGUUAUCUCUCGCAGCGUAAAACUCCGGAGGGUUUCUUUUCCCAGUAUUUUUUUGGCAGGCCUCUUAUGGUCCAAGACUACGCUCUGUGCGAGCCAGUGACAGUGUGUGUGUAUAUGGGGACUGGUAGUGUAGUAGUGGUCGGUGCACUGCUAUGAACCUGGCUACCUAGGUUUGAUUCCUGGCCAUGGCUAACUUCGUCGAUAGCGAGUAAUGUCUGGCAAAAACCGAUUGGGCAAUAAAUACUCCGUUUUGGUGGUGGCCUGGUUACUUACACUAGUUCUGGGCCUCCCCUAGGUCCACUUGGCCUUCAGUUAAUACUGUCUUCACAGGUGCUCGCUAACAGCACUCGCCCCAACAUCCCAUGUAGACUACAUGUAGGAUCUUUGUGUGUGAAUGUGCACCAUACUUUUGUCUCUGCAUGCUUAUGUGCUACAAUGAUGACUGGGAGUGUGUAUGCAGGAAAGGCUUGUUAACAAAAUAUAUAUUUUUAUUUGCAUAGAACAAAUGUGAAAACCGUAAAAAUGCUCCGAGUUAGCAUCUUGAUACGGCAUUAGUUUGUUCUGCAGUAGUUGAUUCGAGAAACACAGAGCUGUUAUUUGAUUAGGUGCUAUAAACUUAAUACAGCUAUGGAAAGUAGAGCCACCCGUUCAUUUUCUUUUCCACGUUAGACUUGGGCAGCCGUCCCUGUGAAGCGCAGUGCAUGGCAGGACAUUAGUUUUGGCCAAACACCAGGCCUCUCAAAUUGGAAUUUGGACGGUGCGCGAUUUUGGCCAACGAGUGGCGUGAGAUUGAGCAGUGGUGGCGUUAAGACCAUUAGUGGAGGCCAGAGGUAGCUAAGGAUUAAGGGUAAGGGCGGGCAAGGGAAUGCCAUGUUGUGUUUAUCUUUACCGUAGAUCGCAGGAGGUCGGAGUAGGGGAAAUAAAUCGACCUAACGAUGCAUCGGUUCACCAAUUUUAAUAUAGAUUAUUGGGCUGUUGAUACAAGCAUCACAUUUAUGAAUGUCGCUGCCUGCAUUAAUGUUGACGUUCCCCACUUGUGAUCCUGCAGUGGGAACCUUCAACUGUACGGAAUACCAUCACCAAUGCAAGUGGCAACACGGAUUCGAAAAAGCUUUUAAGAUUCUAAAACUAUGCCUAUAGGGGCGGAGCAGUGGCUUUGAUCCUGGAGACCUGAGUUCGCUUCCAGCCGUGGCUAACAAAAGUGGAAAGUGAUUCUAAACCCACCCUCCUUUCACCAAUUUGCACUGUCCAGCAUAGUGAGCUAUGGUCAACCCCGCCCUCCUCCAAUGACCGACACUGCUUAGGGAGGCCUUCAUCCAUCUUCGAUUAGCACGGUUGGCUACGUACGGUGCAAAAGAAGUUAAACAUACAUCUUGCAGUUUAUUUUACAAAAGGGCUGUUAUUUUUUAAAAAAUAUACAUAAUUGGUUCACAUGACCCCCCCCCCCCCCGCCGCUCCAACCAGCCACUGCAUUCACCACAAUAGCAAUAGAAAAUAUCACAAAACAUUUUAUCGGAUCGCAAUUCUGAAUCGUGACAAGUGAUCAGGUUGCGAGUGGCUCGAGUUGUUACAAAUCUGUUGGCUGUAUAAAUGGUUAUGGCUAAACUUUUUAUUUUACCAGGCCAGGCCCACUAGGCUAUGUAGCUCUUUUUCAGAAGCGACCUGGCCACAAAUGAUAACUCAACGAAGUGGCUUAUCACGUGGAAAUUCAUUGCAGCCGAAUAAUAAAAAUUCCUUGCAAUUCCUCACUCGCGUUAAAUGCACGAGAAUCGGUGCAGCAACUGUGAGGAAUAUGAGCAUCAGGCUGAGCGCGUGAGCCUCGAGUGGAUCGAAACUCCCGUAAGUUGCCCGUGAGGCUCGCCUGCCCCCCCCCUCAGCCUUUUCUUCAGCCACUUCACUUUCGGUUUUAGUUUUCAUUAUUCUUUCCGAAAACGUCUCUUGCGCUGGCUGCGGGGCAUCGGGCGGCUGCGUUUCCCAAACCCUUUUUUGUUUUCGUCUUUCGAAGAGUCAUCCGUGUUCUAUGGAACUGCCCACAGCUGUUUAACGGAAGUCCUCGUCAUCCUUUCCUUGCAUACAAACAUCCAGGUAUAGCGCAGAGCUCUAAUGCAGGGCUCACGAUGUGCGACGGUUUCACAUGCAAAUAGAAACAUGAUUUUCAAAACACAAAGACCGAAUUUCUAGCUCUCUGUGAUUUGGGGCCAAACUUAACCAUUACAUUCCAGUCAUUAAAUAAAAGUGUUUUUCCCUCCUUAAUGAACAGAAGGAGUUUCUUUAAAAAUAAUUUGAACAGUGUAUGCUUUUAAUGUUUAAUGUUCUCUUAAUAUGUAUUAUGGCAGAUACCUUAAUGGUACAGUGGGCACCAACAUUAGAUGUGUCAGCGGUCAUUAAAAUAGUGGGCUCAUUGUUUGGCCGUACAUUGUGGUCAUUAUAACAUGGUAAUGGCGACCCAUGUAUCCUCUACCCCUUUACAAGAGAGAGAGAGAGAGCACGCGCAAGAAAAAAUAAUCUCGGUAUAAACACACUCCGCCAGGAGACCGUAGAACAGAAGGGGCCAUUGAGAUGCGCUGCAAGCAAAAUCUAUGUACUGAGAAAGGCAGGAAGGAAGGGGAACUUGCUUGUACGCAAUGCUGUGUUACCCUAGGGGGGUGGGAACCUGGGUCCGAGUGUGAAAAGCAUUUGGGGCGCAUGUAUUGUCAGAGACGCAUGCACGUGGCGUCCAAAGCUGUUUUAUUUGGCGCUUUGGGUCCUGUUGGCCCCGCUGGAGGAUAGGAGCCGGAUGUCUUUGUACAAGGCCCGUGGCUUUGUUUAGAUCACACCAGAGGCUCCUCUAAGACAAUAUUCCGGAAAUGCUGAAUAGCGGUUUUAUAGCCAUCGUCGUUUUUGUUUGUUUUGUUUCAUUUUGUGGCUGUUGGCAAACACACACUUUGAUUGUCGUCCCACUGAAAAAAAAUGUAACCUUUGCUAAAAAAAUACUACUGCUAUUUAUAUUGUGGCUGUUCAUAAUGAAACAAUCUCAAAGCACAGUUUUUUUUAGCAUUUAAACGGAGCAGCUUGCAUGCAGGCUUUCUUUGCGCAGCGUGUUGAACUGGUGUUCCACACUUGUUUUGCGUGGUUUAUCGUUAUGGAAUAUUCUACAACAAUUAAUUUGUCGUAAUGAUAAUUUUGUGGUGGAGCGGCGGUGCAGGCAUUGGCGCAGGGGUUGACCAUAACUCUUGCUCCGCUUUUAACAUCAAACAGCUCCAGUGUCUCUUAUCUUGUUUAAAAAAAAAUGUAAAGCCAUUUUCUUACGAGCAUUGUAAUUAUUUGCAAUUGAAGCCGGAGAGCAGCUGCGGUUGUGCUUCGUGAAAGCAAGCUUGCCUGUGGAACCUUUCCGCUCAAGUUCAACUCUUGGCCAUGGAUAACGGCAGUGGCAGGUAACCUACGCACUAGACCAAUCCAGACGAACAAGCGUGGGGAAGAAUGAUCGAACCACGGCGUCUGGAGGCCUUCAGCAGCGGAUGAACACAAGGGCUGCGAAAUUUUCUUGUCAGAUGUUACAUUCAGAGUACUGUAAUGCACAAUGUGCAAUAAUUACAACGAAUACAUUCUGAAGUAAUGCCAUCGAAUAGUAUGAUGCAGUACACGCGUGGUGACGCAUGGUGAAACAGCCCCAAUGUUAAUCCACUGCUGGGGGAGGUCUUUACCCAUCAGUGGAUUAACCAUCAGACCAAGGCCUUGAAAAUUAUAACAAUAAAAAUACAAAGUAAUACUUCGAUAUCAAAAUAAACUCAAAACUGAUAUCGGUUUUAGCGUGCGAUAUGCUACAGCAGUUGAGCCACUACAACAGCUGUUUUCUUUGGAACGAUUCAACUUGCUGAUGGGUGAUGCGGUCGGCACUGCCUCCCUUGAGCUUCUGUUUUGAUGAACAAUUCCUUCACGCCGUUUCGGCAUGCCGCUUUUGAGAAAUUGUGCAUGAACCCUCCCCUCCCGCUGAGACGUUUACUUGCUUAGCUGCGUUAACUGCCUGUUGUUGUUUUGCAUUAGAGGGCGUCUGCGGGGCGAAUGAAGGUGUUGUCCUAAUGCCCCCCCAGGCCCCUAUCCUCCCACUGCGGAACCCAGUGUACACAUGUAAUGUAUGCAUAUAUAAGCCGAGCUGAAGGCGCGGUCAGGCAGAGGGGCUUAAAUCCACUUGUGCGUGGGGUGUGUAGUCUUAAGCAUGGACAAUGACCAACCACAGUCAGAGAGGUGUGCGGGGGCCUCAGCUCCGCUGGCAAGAGGAGAAGAAGAGGACCUGGGCCGGGCCCUGUCUCGGGAUCGCUCCUUCGAUAGCAUCAUCAGCGAUGCACACGCCACCCUGCCCGGCGACGUGAGGAGGAACUUCAACGAGGACGACUACCAGUACCACCGCCACUCGUCUCACAACAUCCACAAGGCGUUCUCCUCGCACCUCCCCGCCCUCUCGUCUCACCGACGCAAGGGCCAUGGGGCGCCCCAGGGGGCGGCCGCUGCUGGUAAGGCAGCGCAGCGACGCGGCAAGGCCCGGCCGCCCGACACCCCCACCAUCGCCGAGGGUCAGGAGGCGGACGCGACGAGCCCGGUGGGGGCGACGGAUGCCGCGAUGGAGAUCACCGGGGACGCGGAGCAAGGGGAGCAGGCCGCCCAUCUUGAGCAGGAGUGCGAGCGCAAGGCGGGCGACGGCUACAAGGACGCGUCUUCUCCCGUCACCUUCAGCCUAGGCGAUGACGAGGAGGAGGGCAUUGGUGCGGCUUGCGGAGACGCCCGGAAGGAGGAAUCUCCCGAAGACGAUGGGGAAAAACGGCGGCGAGCGUCACCCCAGCGAGCAAACGAAGAGCAUGAGGGCGAGCGGGCACGGGUGGCGCAUGGCGCGUGCCGCGCGGCGGUACCGCCGCCGCCGCCGCCGUCGUCAGGGGCGGCGGCCCACGGCUACAGCCUGAGCUCGCGACGCCGCAUCGGCAGCAUGACGGACACGGGCAGCACGCUGUACGCGCGCGUGCCCACCGACGAGACGGAGGCCAGCACCCUCGGCAACGCGCACCUGGAGCACAUGAAGAGCCACCGAUUUGAAGACGUACCAGGGGUUAGGCGUCACCUCGUCAAGAAGAGUUCCAGGUCGUCGCGUGCUCACAAGGCUCACUCCAAACCGGGUCCCAAGAAGCUCUGUGACCGCCGGCCACACGAGGUGUUCGUGGAGCUCAACGAGCUGGUGAUGGACCCGGCCCGCCAGGAGCUGCAGUGGAAGGAGACGGCACGCUGGAUCAAGUUUGAGGAGGACGUGGAGGCCGAGACGGACCGCUGGGGCAAGCCGCACGUGGCGUCGCUCACCUUUCGCUCGCUGCUCGAGCUGCGCAAGGCCAUCGCGCACGGGACCGUGCUGCUGGACCUGGAGCAGAAGAGCCUCGCAGGCAUCACGCACCAGGUGGUCGAGCAGAUGAUCAUCUCGGACCAGAUCACGGAACAGGAGCGAGCGAGCGUUCUCCGCGCCCUGCUGCUCAGACACAGGCAUCCCAACGACGCGAAGGAGACGACCUCCUCCUUCCUACACCGCAACGUCUCGGCGGCGAGCCUCAGCUCACUGCUGUCGGGCACCUCGGCCACCAGUGCCCACGGGACACAGAACCACUCGGGGGGCGAGCCGUCCGUCACCCAGCCCCUCGUGGGGGACGGCGCCAUCGAGAUGAGUGAUCUGCAAGAGCAGAAGGACAGUGUGUCAACGGGGAGCGACCCCCUAUCCAGGAAUAAGUCUCGGCCAGACCUCAAGCUUCUGGAGAAGAUCCCACAUGGGGCGGAGGCCACCAUCGUCCUUGUGGGCUGCGUGGAUUUCCUGCAGCAGCCGGCGAUGGCGUUUGUGCGGCUGAGCGAGGGCGUGGUGCUUGAGUCCGUGCUAGAGGUGCCCGUGCCGGUGCGCUUCCUCUUCGUGCUGCUGGGCCCCCAGCAGGCCAGCGUGGACUACCAUGAGAUCGGGCGUUCCAUCUCCACGCUCAUGUCCGACAAGGAUUUCCAUGAAGCAGCGUAUCUGGCGGAUGAGCGGCAGGACCUGCUGACCGCCAUCACAGAGUUCCUGGACUGCAGCAUCGUGCUACCCCCGUCGGAGCUCACAGACGAGGGUUUGCUGCGCUCCGUCGCCGCCUUCCAGCGCGACAUGCUGCAGAAGCGGCGCGAGGAGGAUGGGCGGCGCCACCCGCGGGAAGAACCGCCUGUCCAGAGCACCAGGGUGGUGGCAGUGCAGAGCAAUUUGACCGAUCGGAGUGGGGUGGAGGGUCGUGGCGGUGGCGGGCACCAUCCUCACCGGGAUGUGGAGGACCCCUUGCAGCGAACGGGGCGGCCGUUUGGCGGGGUGGUUCGUGACGCGCGGCGUCGCUAUCCCUUCUACCCAAGCGACAUCAAGGACGCCGUGGACCCACAGUGCCUUGCGGCUGUCAUCUUCAUCUAUUUUGCUGCCCUCUCCCCUGCCAUCACCUUUGGUGGACUGCUGGGGGAGAAAACACAAGGGCUCAUCGGCGUGUCGGAGCUCAUCAUCUCCACCUCCAUCCAGAGCAUAUUCUUCGCUCUGCUCAGUGCCCAGCCGCUGCUUAUUGUGGGCUUCUCGGGACCCCUCCUCGUCUUCGAAGAGGCCUUUUUCUCCUUCUGCUGGUCCCAGGAUGUGGAGUACCUGACAGGGCGGCUGUGGAUCGGCUUCUGGCUCAUCCUUAUCGUGCUGCUCACGGUCGCCUUUGAGGGCAGCUUCCUCGUCCGCUACAUCUCGCGCUUCACGCAGGAGAUCUUCUCCAUCCUCAUCUCCAUCAUCUUCAUCUACGAGACAUUCUACAAGCUCUUCAAGGUGUUCAAAGAGCAUCCCCUGCUGAAGACUUACACCAUAGGAGGUACAGACUUGGCCGGUAGUGGAGUGUGGGGCAAUGCGAGCAUGGUCAUUGGUUCGGCGACGGCGGCGGCAAGGAACGACACUGAUGCGCCCACCAAGAUGCCAAGCCAGCCCAACACUUCGUUGCUAUCUUUGGUGCUAAUGUCCGGCACAUUCUUCAUCGCAUUUUUCCUACGCAAACUCAAGAACAGCCGCUUCCUUGCCGGAAAGGUGCGGCGGGUUAUCGGGGACUUCGGAGUACCCAUCGCUAUCCUCAUCAUGGUGCUGGUCGACUCCGCCAUCCCCGACACCUACACGCAGAAGCUCGCGGUUCCAGACGGGUUCUCGGUGACGUCGCCCGACCAGCGCAGUUGGCUCGUGAAUCCACUGGGCGUGCGAUCAACCUUUCCCGUGUGGAUGAUGUUCGCGUGCGUGGUGCCAGCGGCGCUCGUCUUCAUCCUCAUCUUCAUGGAGACGCAGAUCACCACGCUGAUCGUGAGCAAGAGCGAGCGCCGUCUCGUCAAGGGCUCGGGCUUCCACCUCGACCUGCUGCUCAUCGUGCUCAUGGGCGGUGCGAGCGCGCUGCUCGGCGUGCCCUGGCUCACGGCCGCCACGGUGCGCUCCGUCACGCACGUCAACGCGCUCACCGUCAUGAGCAAGGCGACGGCGCCCGGGGAGAAGCCGCGCAUCGAGUGCGUCAAGGAGCAGCGCGCAACGGGGCUGCUGGUGGCCGUGCUCAUCGGCCUCUCGGUGGUGCUGGGGGAAGUGCUCAGGAGGAUUCCGCUCGCUGUGCUCUUCGGCAUCUUCCUCUACAUGGGCGUUACGUCGGUCAAUGGCAUCCAGAUGUACGACCGGCUGCUGCUUGCGUUCAUGCCGGCGAAGCAUCACCCGGACUCGGCCUACGCCUCCAAGGUCAAGACGUGGCGCAUGAACAUGUACACGGCGAUCCAGUUCGUGUGCCUCGCGCUGCUCUGGGUCGUCAUGUCGACGGCCGCCUCCCUCGCCUUCCCCUUCGUGCUCAUCCUCACCGUGCCGCUCCGCCACUUUCUGCUGCCGCGCAUCUUCACCGCGCACGAGCUGCGCUGCGUGAGUGCUCCGCCGACACGUCGCGCCGCCUCUCGGGGGACGAGGCGGUGGCACGGCGGUCGGGUUGUCGCACCUCGUGGGCGCUCGCCCAUCGCCGCAGCGUGGUCGCGUCGUGCUCGUAAUUCAGUGGCACAGGCGGUGGGGGGGGUUUGUGCAUCGCCUCUGAACUGGCCGACGAACUCGCUGGCCCAGUUCACGACUUUGCUUUCAUUAUGGUCCCAAGUGCACGUCUCAAUUGUAGCAGCGUGUGUUCGUGUGUGCUCCCGAUUGUUUGGGAUUUCUCUCUCGCGCCCCCAGUUUCUCCCCACCACGUGUAAAAGUACUGAAGUCGGCCGUACAUCCCAAAUAAGACGAUGGUGACAUAGUUUUACUGAUCCGAUGAGGCCGAGCAGAGUAAAGUUAAAAUUAAACCUGUGCCAUGCAAGAGAUAUUCGCUGAUGAUGCAUGCAUGGACAAAGUGCGAUGCACACAAAAAGACAAACAUCCCCUGUAUAGCCUUAACAGCCUGAUGGGGAGAUCCAGGACCAGUUCAGACAAUCUUAACUGGCGUUGGCUGUGAGCGGAAUUCGACCUCGCAUUGUUCGGUUAGUAGUGUAGCGCUCCAACCACCAUGCUACCGCUGCCUGCAGUUGCACACAUGGCCACACGCUGAUGUGAAUGAGACGUCCAUGCAGGACCCUGCACAAAAUAAAUUGUGAAUGCUUGGUGAGCAUAAACUCACAAAAUUAAGAUGAUUAUUUAAUGUCUUGUAAGUAAUUUACGGCUCUUUGACAAUCCACUGCUGGAUAAAGGCCUCCCCGCAGCACCUCAAGUCAUGGAAGGGGGGUGGUUAUUCUUACCAUACUUCACCAUUCUGGCGAGUGUGGGUUAGUUAAUUGGGACAGAUUUAGAUUUAACUCGCCACCAAUUAAUUGAAUGGAGGGCGGCGCCAGGCGUAAUUGUGCAAUACGGUAACCAUGAGGCCACGGCUCUCGUGCACAGUACACGUUGCCACGUAGAGAGUUCAAGUGAAUGGAGAUAAAACGGGCUCACUGGCCGGGGCGUAAGCUCCUCUCCGUUUCAUCCGUCCAUGGUGCGGACAGGCGUCGUGGGUGAUGCGUUUUUUUUCUUGGCAGCUGGACUCUGCCGACGCGGAGCCUCACGUGGAUGAGGACGAUUGGCAGGACGAGUAUGCCGAGGUGCUCAUGCCCGUGUGAGCAGCAGCCGCCACCUUCGCUUCCACCUCGACCGCUGCUAGCGCCGACUGCUCCACCCAAUGCGACCGGACGAAAGCACGGGGGCUUCCGCACUGCCGCCUCUGGGACGCCAGCAGAAUCAGCUGCUCGUUCAGCUUUCCGAGUGUGGAGAGAUAGACAGGGCGAGCUCCUCUUGAGGAGCACAUGGACCAGAGAGGGGGCGAGACGUAGAAUGUUGCUGCUUGGGGGAGCGGACAGAGAGCCGCUCUCGCCAGACAUAUAUGUAUACACACAAGUCUGUAUCUCGCUUUAAUGAAGAGCUUUAAAAGAAGAGAGGUUUCAAAAAAUAUAUCAGGAGCCAAUCAUUUGGUGCGUUGGGCGCUGAGCGUGCACGCGGUUUCAAGUGCCGGGCGCGUUCAAGUGAGCGCGCGCCCAUCGCCACAAUGUGCUCACGCGUUACUUUGUUGGUGCUCUUGACACUGCUGCUUAGCUUAAUGCUCGCUUGUAGAAUAGCAGUCGUGUGUCUCUUCAGAGAAAAAUCUGUCAUCGCAGGCAUCUGCCCUCUGGUGGCGACCUUCGUUUGCCCGAUGCUCUUAAGCUACAUUUCAAAAAAACCUAACUGCGGUAUUUGCACAUUGCAGUUUGUCAAAACCAAAAAAAAUCAAACCUCUCGACUAUUAAGUUUUGCCCUUGAAAAUAAAGUAUGGCUUUUAAAGAAAAAGUAAAAACUAUUUUAUAUCACUGGGGAGUCAAUCCCUGCUGUGAACCACGAACAGGGGCAGAUUUGGACCAUUUCAGAUUUGGAACAUUUCGGUGCAAAGAUCGCUGCGUGUGGCGUGCGUGCAUCCUGUGUGUGGCAAAUCUGUGCACGUGCACGCACGUUUUAAGUGAUAGGUUCGGGAAGGGUUCCACUGUGCUUCGGAAAAGUGCUGUGAGCCGCCUUUGGUGAAUGUGGACAGCUGUUACCGUCUAAGGGUGCUUGACACGUUUGUGACCAAGUAUGUGUGCGUGCGUGUCGGUAUGAUCUGCCUGCGUUGGUUAACUUUUUCGCGAUACGUUUCUAAUGAGGAUAGCGGUAGAGAGAUCCCCUUCCUCCCGAACCACGCGUCACAAGGUCGAUUGGUACUCGGGAGAAAAGCAUUCUGGCGCGACUUGGCACACUUUGCACUGUGCAGUCUCGUGACAGACCACGGUUGUGUAGCGAGUGUUUGAGUGUGACCACGAAGUGCUUUGCGUGUAAUAGGUGUACAAAAUCGUGGUGUGCUCACUUUCGCAGCUCAAUGUAAGAUGGGGUUUUGUUCAACGUCGAACCGCUCGGCCCUCUGGAUCAGCUCCGGCCGUGCCUCAUCCGCCUAUCCUCUGAGCAGCCGUAAAAAUCGCACAACCGAGCAAAGCGAGCUGAUUGGAUGGUUGUUGCCGGCUUGGCAAGACUUGCUUUAAAAAAAAUUCACUCGGGCAUUGUCCCAACCCCCCUUGACACCACCCCCAUCCCCACCGUCAGCAAUAGCCGAUGGCUUUCUAGGAUUUUGAAGUGGAGUGAGGAAUCCCUUCUGUGCAUGCGUGUGUAAUAUUCGAGGAAUCUGGGUAUGAGCGGCACUACAGCUGUGUCUGCAACUCUCAUUUCACACCCACCGUGGUGCUCUCUGGCUCUUUUUUUUAGGGGGGGGGGCGUUGGUGCUGGGGAAAAAAAGUACUCUUAUUUUGUUUAUCCAAAAAUAUUAUGGAUGUCGGCAAUACAAUAAUGUGUUUAGAUGUUCGUAAGCUUCGUGGUUUCUCAGAAGGAUGCUUGUUGAUGUAUGUGUAUUAUGCCCUGAUGAGAAUUUGACUUCAAACCAACUUAUGUCUGUUUUUCGGGGGAAAUUUUGUUUUCGAUUGACACUGUCACCUAGAACUGAAAGGAAAACCUAGGACCUGAUUUAUUAUUAUGCUGCUUUGUCAACUAUUUUGUAACUGAGCUACCUUUUUUCUUCUGCUUAGAUUUUAAAAUGUACGGUGACUGCUUAUAGCUUCAGAUAUGUCGAAUGCAGGUUGCUUGGGACUUGACGGUGGGAAUGUCUCACGUUACGAGACUGCUGAUAUUUAAGUUGAGUUGAGCUUCAUGGGGAUGAGGCUCGCCAGCAUUGUAUGCACCUAUGUUAAACUUCUUUCGCACCGUACGUAGCCAACCGUGCAAAUCGGGGGUGCGGGGGAAGGACAAGAAAGCAUUGUGGCUGCUUUGGGAAGGCUUGGACGAUCGCUGUAAUAAAAUAUCAGAGGCUGUAACAAGUGAUCGUCUAUUGACACAUUAAGCGGGGUGCUCAAAGUAUUCUAUUUAUUUUCACGUCAUAUCAGUAGGUGCAUUCCUUUUUUUGUAAAAUAGAUUUAAGUUAAACUAUACCAGUGCCAACAAUGUUUUUGUCAGUUAAACUGACCGCGUUCAGGGUUUCGAUUGGAUUGCUUGAAUCCGCUGUCCUUUGUAAGCAAAUGCGCGUUUAGCACGUAUCAUUGAAAGUUGUGGAAACAUCGGUCGUCCAAGCCCGUGCCGUGCCCUGCACAGUCGACAACUGUGGAUGUGUUACGUCUCCGAUGUUGGACGAGAACAAAAGGAGCACAACGGGUCCAUUGCUCGAGCCGAACCGGCGUGUGUCGGAUCGCAAUUGUUCCAUGCAAUCGUGUGAACACAUGGAGCCAAAUCGGGGAGCGCCCGCGGGUACCACAAGACGGGAUUAUGGCAAGGACGUGCCUCAGUAGGCAUUGAAGAUUUGAAUCGUUGAGAGAGUGCGGGCCGCGUGGACGAGGUCCCUCUUAAGACGGGGGUGGGGAACCUUUUCCUUACCGAGGGUGGGCCGAAUUGGGACUUUGAAAACAACUUUGGCGGGCAACUACACAUUAACACGCACUUAGAGCUAUCCAAAAAUAACACGUAAAAUAAAUGUGCGUGUCUACCGAGUAUAAAAAGGGCCGUUGCAGUGACAGACAUGACUCGGCAUUCUAAAAUUAGAAACGUAGUGUUGCCAGCUCCAACAUUCCCCUCUGACACUUGAUUAGUGCAGCUAAGGUGCUUGUGGUGCCUGAUAGAGCUCUCAUUUGCAGGCAAUUUCGUGUAGCUGCAGACCGUAUGAAAUAAAAGGCGAGCUGUAUCUUCCCCGCGGGCUGUCGGUUCCUCACCCCGCUCUCAGUCAAAAGUCUGGCUUGACGUAUACACUUUGAAAACCACUUUGUUGCAAUGGCAGCGUUAACCAAUAGCUUGCUUUGUCCAAUAGGUGUUGAUUAUUUGAAUGCUGGUUUUGAGGAAAAAAAAUAAUGUUUUUGAAUAUUGAUAGGAUAGAUAUAAACAUAACAGUGUACCUCUAAUAAAAAAUAACCUAUACCACUUCAGACCAAGGCAGUUGUACUUAAAAUUAAUAAAUGGUAUUCAAGAUGCACUAAAUGAGGGUAAGAUAUAUAUUUUUUUGGUAACCAAACAUGGCAAUUAUGUUUGGAUUGUAGGGGAGUAACGAUUCAUCAUUGCCACCUCCAAUUCCCCGUAGAUUCUAUGAAUUGUCGCGAUUUGGGAUCGUGAAAUGCGUUCCACAAUCCUCUCUUUAACUUUGCGGUGUAUGCCGUGGCCUCUAAUGGAUGCAGGGAUCAAGUGGAACUGCACUACGUAAGAAUAUAAUAAAGCAGAGAUUAUCACACACACGACUCGACGCAUGUAUUGUAAGCGUACACAAUGAUCUUAACCAAUCAAUCGGUGCAUCGUUACACCUCUAGUUAAUAUUAGCAGUGGCUGUGAUUUUGGGUGCGUAAUGAACGUGUUAGAGCGAAGCCUGGUGACCAGGUCUUAUUCUUGUGUUUGAUGUUCUGGUGUUUCAAGAGUCCCUGUACGCUGUGCGGUAAUUAACCAGGCUCAACAUUGCAUUGUCACGUCAAGUAUGAAUGCACAUGUUAGCACUGUAAAAUUGUAUAUUCUUAUACUGGUAUGACCAAAUAGGAAACAAAAAAAUAUCCACCCAUUGCAAUUCUAGUAUGGCUGCUCCUGUUUCAAUGCGCGUGCGGCCAAGUGUGCAGUUGUGAUACCAGCUCAAGUUCACGGAUGGCGCUGGGUGCAAGGUUUAGUGUACAUUGAUGAGCUCGAACACUGGCACGAGCUCAACAUCAUCAGGCUCUCAAGUAAGAGUGGAUUAAUCCCACCCAACUGUGGCGAUUCAAUGAAUUGCCACGAUUAAGUGGCGCAGUACGAUUCAAGAAUGUAUUCCGUUUUAACAUUACGGUGAACGGUUAACGCCUUCAGUGGCUGACCUCAGGGGUGACUUGACCCCUUUACAUAAAACAUUUUAGGAAUUUAAAAAAACAUCGAUUUCUUAUACAUGCGAAUUCGAUGUGCACAUCGCGAGCCCCCAAGAGUCGAUAUAAAUCGGUGAAUCGAUGCAUCAAUCCACCCCUGCUCUGAAGCGGUUCAAAUCAUCUUGGCAUGCAUGCAACAUGCACAGCGUGUAUUUGUCGGACCAGUGGUCACAGUGCAAAGCUGUGUGUCGUGUGCACUAAAUACAACUCUCGAUGUACGUCGUGACACACGUGUGCUUGCGUUUUUCAUAAGUUAUCAAUCAAAGAUUGCUGGCUUAUCUGCAGUAGUAAUGCUCCGGAUUAAUAAAAAAAAGACCCAUACAAUUGA